Molecule: messenger RNA, 1903 nt
Organism: Cannabis sativa
Lineage: Eukaryota; Viridiplantae; Streptophyta; Magnoliopsida; Rosales; Cannabaceae
Product: probable methyltransferase At1g29790
Exons: 2
Coding region: 350-1504 (384 amino acids)
Molecular function (GO): methyltransferase activity
Source: RefSeq, a predicted model, not a curated record
CUUUCUUUUUUUGAAGAGAUUCUAUUUACAUAAUUUAAUUAAUUUAUUUCCCCAAUUUGCAUAUUUUAAAUUCAAUUUCUCAGAUUUACAAUUAAAACAAAAUAAAAAAACAUCGGAUCCCGACAAAAAUCUAAAUUAAGUUUUUUUUUUUCUUUCUAAAACACAAGUAUUAAACAAGUAGAGCCCACCUAAGUUUUUGUUUCAUGAUCAAGUGGCCACAAAUUCCCAAGUGAAGAAAUCUUGAAUCUCAAAACUUCAACUUACCCACAUCAGAUUUCACCUCAUUCUCCUCAAAUCUCAAAGCUUUUUCGAGUUUAGACUCAAAAAGCACCGAUCUUUGAGGAGAAGAAUGAAAAUGGGUUUCACAAUGGGUCUGAAUCUUCUUCUUCUCUUAGCUAUGGUGGCCACAAACAUACUCUCACUUUACCAUCUCUCUUCCAACAUUCAACAACCGAAUAAUCUCAACCCUUCAUCAAACCCAACUCAAAAUCAAGUCCCUGAUUACCUAAUUCACCAACUUCAAACCAUACGCGCCACCAUAAACCACCUCACGCGCCACCACAAUCACCACCCCGAACAACAACACUCAAAACCCACUUCAAUGCCUUCAGAUCUCAUUCUCUACUCUCAACUUUCUCCUAUAGCUUCAUCUUGUCAUAACAACCCAGAACUACUCUUUACUUACAUGAAUUACACUCCUUUCACUCUCUGUCCACUUGGAUCGGAUGAUGUUGUUGAGGCCCUAAUCUUACGUGGUUGUCACCCACUUCCACGCCGCCGUUGUUUCUCUAAAACCCCACAAAAACCCUCUUCAUCUUCACUCCCUCAUAACCCUUUUCCACCUAAGCUUUUAGAUGAAGUUGUUAUGUGGAAAAAGUACUCUUCUUGUAAGAGUUUUGAUUGUUUGAGUAAGCUAAAUCCCAACAUGGGUUUUGAUAUGAACAAUGAAGUUUCAAACUUUUUGAGUUAUAAGUCUGAAUUAGACCUUCCUGUGCCUCAACUUCUUCAGAUUGCUAAGGCUGCUAAUUCAGUCAUUAGACUUGGUCUUGACAUUGGUGGUGGAACAGGUACAUUUGCAGCUAGAAUGAAACUUCAUAACAUAACUGUUUUAACCACUACAUUGAAUGUUGUUGCUCCUUACACUGAGGCUGUGGCAUUGAGAGGUUUAGUGCCUCUUCAUGUGCCUUUGCAGCAACGGUUUCCGAUUUUCGAUGGGGUUGUGGAUAUUGUGAGGUGUGGUAGAGCUAUUAACAGGUGGAUUCCUUCUGCAACACUUGAAUUCUUGUUGUUUGAUGUUGAUAGAGUGUUGAGGAGUGGAGGGUAUUUGUGGUUGGAUCAUUUCUUUAGUAAAAGUGUGGAUCUUGAUAAGGUUUAUGCACCAUUGAUUGGGAAAUUGGGUUAUAGGAAAGUUAAAUGGGCUACUGCUAGUAAGACUGAUUCAUCUGGUUUGAAGAAUGGUGAGGUUUACUUGACUGCUCUGCUUCAAAAGCCAAUACCAAAAUGAGAUUUUUUACUUCUUUUUUUGAGGAAGACUUUAUAGAAAGGAUUACUUCUGUUCAAGAUUUAAAGACUUGUCUUUUCUCACUUUGAGAAGAUGGAUAUAAUAAGGCUUUGAAAAUGGAGUAAGAAAGAAAACAUAUUUAUUUCCAUUGAAGGUGGGUUAUAUUAUACUUUUUCUAAUUGGUUUAUUAAGAUUAGGGGGCAAAAUUUGUGGAAUAGUAGAUGAACAUAGUUGGGAUAAAAGGUGAAUUUGUAAAUCCACCAAAAGAUCCAAUUGAAGAAACAAAGAAAGAAAGAAGUGAUAAUCUUUUGUUGGCAUCUUGAAUGUUUUGUAAGAUAAAGUUAUUAUUCCUUUAAUUUUUUUUUUAGAAAUAAAAUAUUGUGAAAAAAAGUUAAGCUUUAA